Molecule: messenger RNA, 1344 nt
Organism: Musa acuminata subsp. malaccensis (wild Malaysian banana)
Lineage: Eukaryota; Viridiplantae; Streptophyta; Magnoliopsida; Zingiberales; Musaceae
Source: RefSeq, a predicted model, not a curated record
UCCCCGAUAACAAAAGCGGGCGACAGUGAAGAAGGACGGCUUGCGUUCCUCUCCCUCCGUGAAUCGCAUCGAAACCCGUGCAGCGCGCCCCUUUCACACCAAAACCCCAAAAAGAAACCAUUUUGUAACGAUAUAUUCUCUUCUCCCCCUUCAAAACCGAGGCGAGUUGCAGCCCACCAUUAUCAACCCGCUCCUCCACAGGUAGAGAGAGAGGCGGCCAGAUGCACGCGAAGACGGACUCGGAGGUGACGAGCCUGGCGGCUUCGUCGCCGCCGAGGUCGCCGCCGCGCCGGCCCAUCUACUACGUUAUGAGCCCCACCCAUUCCCACCACGACGUCGACAGGGUGUCCCUCGGCGGCUCUUCCCCCGGUGCCUCCCCUCUCCACCCCCACUACCACCACCCGCACCACCACCGCUACGCUAGCUCCCCCAUCCACCACUCGCGUGAGUCCUCCACCACCCGCCUCUCCGCCUCCCUUAAGUACACCUCCUCCUCCUGGCGCAAGCUCCACAACCACACCGAGGGCCACCACCCCGACGGCGCCGCCUCGUCCGGCUGCUCCGACUCCGACGUCGAGGACGACGGCCCCAUUCCCGUCCGCUGCUAUGUCGCCUGGUUCGUCUUGGGGUUCAUCCUCCUCUUCACCCUCUUCUCCCUCAUCCUAUGGGGCGCCAGCAAGUCCUACAAGCCCGACAUCUUCGUCAAGGGCGUGGUGUUCCGCAGCUACGACAUCCACGCGGGGACGGACCUCACGGGCGUACCCACCAAGAUGCUCUCCAUCAACUCCACGGUCAGGAUCGCGUUUCGCAACCCCGCGACGUUCUUCGGCGUCCACGUCUCCUCCACGCCCCUGGAGAUCUACUUCUCCGACCUCAAGAUCGCCACCGGAUACAUGAAGGAGUUCUACCAGUCCAGGAAGAGCGGGCGCACGGUGGCGGUUGCCGUGGGCGGGAGCCAGGUGCCGCUCUACGGUGGGGGCACGGGACUCAGGAGCCGGACCGAGGACGGCGGCGCUCCGGCGGUGGUGCCGCUCGAGCUGUCCUUCACGAUCCGGGCCCGGGCUUACGUCCUCGGCCACCUGGUCAGGUCCAAGUUCUACCGACACGUCCGGUGCUCGCUGUCCCUGCGCGAGGACCGGCUCGACAAGCCCCUCCGCCUCGCCCACGCCUGCGACUACCACGACUGACGAGACUCCCACUCCCAGAGAACUAACAUGACUCGGAUCGAGUCGAGGUCCGUGAUGUUGUGGCUCUCUUGUCGUUUUAUAGCUGCAUAUUCUUGUUUUCUUCGCAACCGGACGGAGUGUAGUGAUGAUGCAGUAGAUACAGCAAGCCUUGUGUUCU